Molecule: messenger RNA, 961 nt
Organism: Labrus bergylta (ballan wrasse)
Lineage: Eukaryota; Metazoa; Chordata; Actinopteri; Labriformes; Labridae
Gene: cimip2b
Product: ciliary microtubule inner protein 2B
Source: RefSeq, a predicted model, not a curated record
UCCAUCAGUGUGUUUGUGUUUAAUUCUCUGUAGCAACCAGCAAAACACACUCAGGAAUUCAACCUGCUUUCAGCCGCUCAGGGUCACGAUGGAGAAAUACGCCUCAAGAUUUAAGGAAGUUCUCCUGACACCUGAGCCCUACUACAUCCCGGGGUUUGCUGGCUACUGCCCACAGCUCAAGUACACUGUGGGGAAGUCUUAUGGUAAGCUCACAUCCCAGCUGCUCAGCAGUCCUGAGGUGAAACACUCAACUCGUCUGGACCUUCACCAGGAACUCGUCCCCUCUGCAGAGACCGACUCUGAUGGGACAAUGAAGAUGCUACCAGGAUACACAGGCUUUAUCCCAAACAGGCAGAACUACUUUGCCUGCCGUUACUCUGAAACAUGUCGCAGAGCGCUGACUGAGUUUGACCAGGAGAGACGUGCGAGGAUCCAACGGCAAUCAUCAGACCUGCCAGCGGUCGCCAACUGUAGCAACUGUCAGUUUAAAAGACCGAGUCCCCCCUUUACAGCAAUCUCCGACAAGGUCUUCUCCUACAAACCCUUGAAGCCCGUAAUACCCCUCGGAAGACCGUAUGCAAUGGGUGACGAUGACCCAAACAAGUACUUCAUCUCAGGUUUCACAGGACACGUACCAAAAUCUCGCUUCCUAGUCGGCAAAGGCUACCCAGUCACUACCAACCAGGCACUGAUCCAGUUUGGGGCGCAGCGGCGGAGUGACGCCACAUCCCAAAACUUCACAGAGAGAAAGGAAACCUCAGUAGCCGCCAAGUCCACAAUCUAUCCGUCAAACAGCGGCGUGGUGCCAGCGUUCACAGGACACAUUCCAGGAUAUAAGUUCAUGUACGGACAAACCUUUGGUCAACUUUCCCAGAAUGCAAUGGAAAAGAGCGGGAUCAAGAGAAUUCCUCGGGACAAGUUAUAAAACCAUCAAUUAAAUGUUAAAUACUGGCAAGAUCAA